Molecule: messenger RNA, 960 nt
Organism: Zasmidium cellare ATCC 36951
Lineage: Eukaryota; Fungi; Ascomycota; Dothideomycetes; Mycosphaerellales; Mycosphaerellaceae
Exons: 2
Coding region: 1-960 (319 amino acids)
Molecular function (GO): protein binding
Source: RefSeq, a predicted model, not a curated record
AUGUCUCGCUCCAAGGUCGAGAACCCAGACGACGAUGCGCGGUUUGAUUUCUGCUAUCGAUUGCGGAAUUGGGAGCAGCUACAGCUACAGGCACACUAUCAGAGGAGGCGGCCUGAGCCAGCACCACCAAAAGCCUCCUUUGCAGUCAGAGAAGCAAAAUGGUCAAGUCUGUUUGACGUUUGCAGACUGCCCUUCUUGCACCGAUCGAAGAGCUACAGCUCCCUUGGAUCCCAGGCUCCAAUCCUCAGAAACAAGCCGACCGCUGAACAGUCCGAAGCGAACGAACUCGUUGUCCCAAAAGCCGAUGUUCUAGGCGCCAUGCUGCUACGUGCUGUCUGUACCGGCAACUUCGAGCUUGUGGCCUCGUUGCUCUAUGCCAAAGCCAACGUUCAUAUGGAAGAUGUGUUUGGAUUUGGCUCAAUGCACUACGCAGCCCGAUAUGCAAGCCCUGAGAUUGUGCGGUUGCUUGCUCGAACUGGACCUUACGUCAACAAGACCGAUGAUUCGGGCAUGAGUCCAUUAUGCCAUGCAGUGAAAAUUGGGAGGUCUGACGUCGUGCACUGCCUUCUUGAGCUCGGCGCAGAACUACGGUUCGAUCAUCUCGAGCACUGCGUCUCCACUGGUGACAGCGAGACAGCCGAAGUCUUGCUAGACCACUGGACCAAAGAAAACAGGCAUUUGGACUCACUGGACGUGUUACUCCUCACAGCGACACAGACCCGGGACAGAGAUAUGAUCGAGCUGCUCCUGGAACAUGGCGCAAGGGCUCUGGCCAGAGACGAGGCUGGCAGGACUGCCAUGUCCAUAGCGUCUGGCAGAGGUGACAGAGAAAUCGUACAGCUGUUGUUCGAUUACGGAGCUGAGCCUGGUUGGAGUCAUGUGCAGAGUAAGAUGUUGAGCGAGGUGGCUCGGUAUAGACAUAUUGCCAUGGUUGAGACGUUGCUGUCGAAGGGGCGGUGA